GUGACAGUGCAGCGGCCGUCUACACAGAGCUGAGGAAGUUGUCCCGGGUCUUCAAAGACCAGCUGGUGUAUCCUCUGAUAGCUUCAGCCAGAGAAGCCAUGGCCCUGCCAGCAGUGUUUGGCCUGCCAGUCCUUCCUCCAGAGCUGUUACUGAGGGUGCUGAGACUGCUGGAUGUCUCCUCUCUCCUGGCCCUCUCCUCGGUCAACAGACACCUCCACCAGACCACCACAGACCCAGCCCUCUGGAGACACCUCUACCGCAGAGACUUCCGAGACGGCCGGGACCAGAGCAGAGCCAGAGACACUCAGUGGAGAGAGCUCUACAAGAAGAAGUACAAGUGGAGGAGAGAAGCAGCCAGUUACCGCCGCCACAUGCCCCGUUACCACCCUGUCCCCCCACCGCUCUACCCCCUCCACCCCCUCCCCAACAACCCCUUCCCCUUCUACCCGCCUGGCAUCAUCGGUGGGGAGUACGACCAGAGACCUGGCAUCCCCGGUGGUAUUCUGCCCCGCCCCCGCUACGACCCUAUUGGUCCGCUCCCAGGUCACGAUCCCACAGCAGGAGGGCUGAUUGGACGAAGGGGGCUGAGACCUGCUGGGAACCGGCCGGCUGACAUCAGAAGAGGGUUCAUAUGACCUCCCUGACCAGUGACCUCUAGUGGUGGUGCAGGAGUAUGACCACCACACAGAGAAGCUUAAAUAAAACAGAGAUGUUGAAGACUGACUGAUUAGCCUACCUUAAAUAAGGCACCUGAGUGCUAUAGUCACAGAUAAAUGGCGUUGUUCGGUCUAUAAACACUAACCCUCAUCCAGCCUGCUUAUUUUCCCCUAAACCUCAUCCAGGUGUUUUUUAUAAACCCUAUCCUUGACCCAGAAUCAGCUUGAAAUAGCUCAUGUUCUCCUGUGUGUGUUUAGUAAGUGAUGAGGUCAGAUCAUACCGAUCUGCUAUCUUCAUUUGAUCUCUCUGUUGUUGCAGA
Messenger RNA from Oncorhynchus masou masou (cherry salmon), 976 nucleotides. RefSeq names its product F-box only protein 7-like. Gene Ontology annotation, biological process: positive regulation of autophagy of mitochondrion. The record is from RefSeq and is a predicted model, not a curated record. Gene Ontology annotation, molecular function: protein kinase binding. The annotation marks the transcript as partial. Lineage: Eukaryota; Metazoa; Chordata; Actinopteri; Salmoniformes; Salmonidae. The transcript is spliced from 4 exons.